CCAUGGUUAUAGCCGCCUCCUCUCCUCCCAGCAUGCAGCGGCAGAGGAGCGCCUCGUCUUCAAAAGCGGCAGCAGGUGGAAGUGCAGCAGGGUGGAGCAGCAGACAGACGGACAUCAGCCAGGAGGAGUGAAGAUGGAUGGAUACUCCGCCCCCCUCGGAGGUGGUCCCACCCCUGCAGAGCAGAGCAUGGGAGACCUUGACUCGCACAGUUCUCUGGAUAAGCUUCCAAAUGGGAGCGUAGCAAAGCUGGAGGAGGAGACAAAGGAGGAGCAAGGAGACGGAGGUAAAGUGAUCAGGAGCGGCCCCGAGGAGCAGCCAGAGAGGGAGGAUAAGGAGGACAAAAUGGAGAUGAAGAAAGAGGAGGAGGAGGAGGAGGAGGAAGAGAAACUUGGCGACAAAGAAAAGGAGAAGGAGGUGGAGAAGAAAGAAGAGGAGCAGCUAGAGCCUCCCUUCUCCCCUACCAGGCUUUCCUCUAAUGAAGAAGAAGAUGCUGACAUAGAAAAGGAAGAUGACUUAGUCGAAGAAGAGGAGAAGGAGCAAGGAGGGCAAGAUAAAAAUGAAGGGAUGGAGAAGAAAAAUGAGCAUUUCACACCUCCUCCUUUAGAGCAGGAGCAGGAGGAAGAAGAAGAUGAAGAGGAGAAGCAGGAAGUCAGAGCAGAAGAAGAAAUGGAGAAGGCAAAGGAAGUCAAAGGAGAAGAACAGAGGGAAGAGAAGAUGGAUGUCAGAAGAGAAGAAAAGGAGGAAGGAGAAGAUGAAGAGGAGAAGCAGGAACUCAGAGUAGAGGAAGGAGUGGAGAAGGCAAAGGAAGAACAGAGGGAAGAGAGGAUGGGAGUCAGAAAAGAAGAAGAAGAGGAGGAAGUGGAUGCCAAAAGUGAAGACCAGAAGGAGGAGGAGAAAGGAGAUGAAGGAGAAGAAGAGGAAGAGAAGGACAGAGAGGACCAUGAGAGGGUGUCAGAGAGGGAGGCUCAGGCAGAGUCCCCCUGCUCCGUCACUCCUCCUGAUAAAAGAGACGUAAAGGAAGAGGAGACGGAGGAGCAGAUGAGCUCAGCUGGAGCUGUGAUGUCAGCUGAGGAGUCGCUGGAGUCCCCUGAGCUCCACCCUCCCGAAGAGAUAACAAAAACAAGCGCUCCCAGCAGCCCUGCACCUUCUCCUGAGGAUGAAGGAGGAGCUAGUGAAGAGGAGGAGCAGACAGUGAAGGAGAGUCCGGACCGUGGAGGUGUGAUGAAAGCUGAAGAGCCAAAGGAGACCUCUGAGCUACAACAAGAAACAACGAAAACAAGCGCUCCCUGCAGCUCGUCGCCUCCUGUUGAGGACCAAGCACCUCCCGCUCCUCUAUCCCCCGCUGUCAAGGAGGUCCCUGUGAGUAAAACUAACACGCCUCUCGCAAAUGGAGUCAUCAGCAAAGAGAAGAAGCGCUUGAAUUCUACAAAUGGAUCUCCCUCCAUAACCAAAGCUCCACCCACAGGAGCUGCCUCAGUAAGGAAAUCAAGCACCUCCUCCUCUCCUAAACUAACUGCUGCACCCAAGAAAACAAGCGCUCCUCCGACUAAACAGGCUGCCCAAGUUAGGAAAUCAGGCGCCCCCCCUCCUCUUAACAAAGAAAAAGCAGCCGGAAAAGGAACCGCUGAAGAAGCUGCGAAGGCCUCCAGGACAGCAGGAGGAGCCAGAGCAGCCAAGAUGAUGACAGCCAAGAGUACAGAGUCAGUGGAUGGAGUCAAUAGUCCAGGAAGUCGCUCUCCUGCCAGCAGGUCCUCAACUCCAAACAGAGAUGUGAAGAAGAUUGCAGUGGUCCGGACCCCUCCCAGGUCACCCAGCUCUGCUCGUGGACGGACACCCCCUCUGCCCUCCCACCCCAUGCCUAACCUCAGCAACGUGAAGUCAAAGAUCGGAUCCACGGAGAACCUCAAGCACUCACCUGGAGGGGGCAAGAUUCAGAUUCUUCAUAAGAAGAUGGAUCUCAGUAACGUGACAUCAAAGUGUGGCUCCAAAGACAACAUCCGCCAUAAACCAGGUGGCGGGAAGUUGGAGAUAAAGUCAGAGAAGGUGGAGUUUAAGGCUGUUCAGUCUAAAAUUGGCUCCAUGGACAACGUCACUCAUGUGCCAGGGGGAGGGAGGAAGAAGAUUGAGAGUCAGAAGCUGAACUUCAGAGAGAACGCCAAAGCUCGCACCGACCACGGUGCAGACAUCGUCUCUCAGCCUGACUCCUCCCCUCAGCGCCUUAGCAACACUUCCUCCCCAGGAAGCCUUAACACAGCUGAAGCUCCGCCUCUUGACGACUUGGCCGACCAGGUGUCUGCCUCCCUCGCCAAACAAGGCCUGUGAUUGGAUAAACCUGUGCCUACAGACCCCACCCCCUAAUGUUACCAAGGAAACUGCCUGAUGGAAGAAAGACAAAAAAAAAAAUCAUCAUUCUGCCUGUGUCCCCAUGACCUUCACUCGAUAUCACACAAACUGAACGGAGAGAUUUUAUGAAGUUAGAGUGAAGCCGUCUGAACGCCGCUCAUCCAGAUUAUAAACACAGAGUAUGACAGCCAAUCACAGGUCAGUACAUCACCUGAGAAAACCAGGUGUGUAUGACAAGCUGUUAGUGUUCUCACAGACUCAGAUCAAUCCUGUAAAAAAGCACCCAGGAGACGUUAAAGGAAGGACUGACGUGCUGCCAGUGUUAAUGCUAAGCUAGGCUUGUAGUUUCCCCCUUUUUGCACUAGGCUAGGCUAGUUAUUCCCCCCUGCUUCUAGUCUUAACGCUAAGCUAGGAAAAGCUUGUAAUUACACCCUGAUGUGAGUGUUUGUACGCUUAUUUUAGGCUAGUAGUUUCCCUUUGCUUCCAGUCUCUGUGCUAAGCUAGGCUAAUAGUUUCCAGUAUUUAUGCGAAGUAAGGAUAACGCGGCGCUCUCUGUACCGACAGGAAAGGGUGAAAUGAGCCAAUCGAAGGGGCCUCGAGAUUGUUCCAGGAGUACUUUAAAAGCGUGUUCAUGGAGUUACAGAGUAAAAUGGUGCUAUAGACUUGGAGGAAUAUUCAAGGAAGGGUUUGGAUGACACCAAAAAUGCUAAGAUGGCCAAUCACGUCGAAGAAACAGCCUAAACUGGAAAAUCAUACAGCAGCGCUUUGAGUAACGGGUUCAUUUAGUGAGCAUCACAUGAGAAAAUCCAAAGUCAUGAAAACAAGGAAGAUAUGGGAUGAUCUGAAUCAGACAGUGAGUAUAAAAAAAUAUUGACUCAACUUGAAGACCGCAUCAAAAAAGGAUUCAAGGACUGCCUGAUUAAAAUUCUCAUUCCUUUCCAGCAGCCUGUUGCACCAGCUGAAGCUCAAACCUGGCCGUGUUUGAACGUCAUUUCUCAUUUAGGAUGGCGUUUACACUGGGGAUGUACAUUUUAAGUGUUUUAUGUGAUCGAUUUUUGGAAAUGUUAACAAUCAAUUAUCAAUUAAUCAGUAAAAAAAACAUUAUUCUAAUGUUAAAAACAAUUCCAAAUACGUUUUUCCCCCCCUAAAUUAUAUUUUGCAUAUACCUGACGGUAUUGAAUACAGAUACAUGUUUAACACUGAUUAUCAACGAUCAGGCUCAUAAAAAUAUUCUCUGUGGACAUAGUCUUAUAAAGUGAAGGCUCAUAAUACUAACAGAAAAGUACUUCAGACUCACAGAGUCCAGUUUUCUGUCUACUCGUUCUUAUUGAGAGAAAUAAACACGUGUAUUCGAUCAGGUGUCAGCUGGGAGUGCAACCGGGUCAGAAUCAGUGCAGCUGCAGAAAAGCCCAGACGGCUCUGAUGUUGCUGCUCUGCAAACAUGGCAUACCAGCAAUCCCCACCAGUCUGUUAGCUUUGCAUAAAGGUGGAAAUGUCCUGUUUAAAGUUGUCAACCUUCAUGUCGUUGUUGGCAGUACUUGCAUAUUGAUCCUCUUUAAAAGAGGACACAGACACACAGCUGAGCGUCUUCUGUUACGGCUUGAGCAAAGGACUAGGACCCAAAUGCAGAGUACAGGGAAAAAGUAUUUAUUAAGCAAAACCAAGGUUCAACAAAAAGCGCCUUGCGGGUAAAAACAACUGAGAAAAAGUACAAAACUAGGAGUAACACAAAAUCACCCAAAAGGGGAAAAAGGUUCUAUCAAAAACUCACAAACAAAAACUAGGAAUCAAUCCUCUGGAAACAACUCGAGAUAAGUAAACAGAAAAGAGUGGCUUGAAUCUCCUCAGGAGCAAGGCUACAACGGGACAUGGAGCAUGCGGCUAGAGGAAUAAUCUGGCACUGGAGGAGUGUUUGGUGGCGGCUUAAGAAGCCAGUGCUGAUGAGCAGAUCAGGGACAGGUGUGCCUGAUGAGCCUCACUGCUGAGGAGACCGGCCCCGCCCCUACCCAUGCAACCUGCAGGCAGAGAGAGAGAGGGUUAGGGCAAAUCACACAACAAAUCAGGACCAUAACAGUCUUCGCCGUGUGCAACACCUGAUUCACAUCCAAACGUGCUUUAAACUGAAAACACCUCCCUGAUAGAUGAAUGCAAUAUGAGACCACGUGAUGUUUGUUCCACGUGAUGGAAAAUUGAAACCAAAAAAUGCGUGUUUUGAGUAAAGUCUUAAUAAUCAACCAAUAAUCGAUCAAUUGUGUGCAUCCCUAGUUUACACCCUACCAACGUUUUGGGCGUUGCACCAGCAGAGAUAGUUCCAAUGUUAGCCGAAGUUACAACUUCAUUCUUACACUUAGCUCCUAGAAGGUGUAAAGCCUUAUUAACAUAAGCUGUAGUUGAUGAUUCUACCACUUGGUGUCACUGUUAUUACACACACCGUAGAGUAAGGCUUUAGGCUGCAGUUAUCACCUUACUAUGAGACUUUAUCACACUUUGCAGACCUUCUGUUGUUGUUCCUAGACAGAUGGUGGAAGUCUGUUUCAGCUGUAGGUCAGCUCCCAGUUAUUCAUACAGUCUAUGGUUACUCUGCUUUCCUCUGAUUGGCUGCUGGAAGUGUAAACGUGAUACCUGCGACAGUUUCUGGGUUAGUUUGGACGGUUUGGAUAGUUAAGAUGAACCUUACCUCUCUGUGGGGCGACCACUCAGUGACACAACUUAAGUUCAGUCAGACAACUCACGUUUAAAUUGUUUAUUGUAGCAGCAAAUACAUAUUCAUGUUUGGCGCCUCAUCACUCCCUGCAGAUAAGUUUACAUGCAGACUUUGAGGAGUGAUGAGCAAAACAUACUGAACACCCCCGGAGCCUGCAGGUGGAAGCUGGGGAGGCGGCGGGGAAGAAGAAAAUAUCAGCAAUGGCAUGCAGGUAGCAGAGUCGUUGACAGGCAGAGGGAGAGAUGGGAGUUUUUCUCCCAGUUUAAAUAGACCGCCAAUUUGAGAGGCAGAGGGCAGGAUUGGAUGAUGGAUAAGAGAGUGGGACAUGUGGCGUGUAUGGCAUUGCAGCUCGAGUUGUCUGCCUGAACUAGCUCGCAGGCGUCGCUCCAUUUACUUCCAACUUACGCACAGCUGGUGCAACAGGCUGCAGGAGUCUUUGGGUGAGUUACAAGCUGCUUGAUUCAAGCUCAUUCAUCAGUCCUGGAAAACUCAGACUCCUGGAACGACCGACCGAGGCCGAGUGCACCAGCUGGGUGAAGAAACAGGAGGUCUGUCCUCUUUGGUUCUUCAGCGGACUUAACUACAGCCGACUCCUAAACUCAAAUCUACACUCAGUGCAGGAAAACUAAGCGAUGAGUCGUAGCUGUUCUCUCUCUACUGAUGUCAAAAUAUCUGCAUGAAUGAACCACACCAAAAGAAAAAAGCAUGGAGUUAAAUGUGGACGCUGGCAGCUCAGAGCGGACAGCCCCAUUGGCCUAAAACCUGAGAGUGGUCAGCUGCAGGGCGGACGUAGUGCUCGGUUUCAGAGUUGUUCUUUAAUUAAAAAAUGCAACCUUCAUAUCAGCGCUCUGUCUGUCUGUCUGAGCGGACUUCCUGAAGGUUGAUCUGAUGGAUGGAUGACUUUCCUUCUUCUUACCCGUCCAUUAAUCAUCCUCCAAACUGGAUGUGCCACCAUCAAGGUUGUCUUUUAAGUUUUGUGAGGCCAAUACUUCUCCUGUUGGUCGUGCUUUAGAUACACCCAGGUGCAACACAAACAGGGCUUCAUUCUAAGACAGAUGUUACCUGACUUUGAGGCGUACACCUAGCUGCUGCACUCAGCUUCUGGACUUCCAGGAGUCCUUUAGGAGCCCAAUGAUAUUUCCAUGAGUCCCUGAGGAAAAGAAAGAGAAACACAUCAUAGUAAACACAGAACAUGUUAAAGCCUGAAUUGGCAUGUAAACUACCUUCAUAAAAUCCCUUCAAUCAUAUUAAGCUUCUCUCACACGUGUCACAUCUCUCAGCCAAUCAUCACCUCUUCUGUGUUUCUGAAUGCCGUUGGUCCCCGUGAUACCCAUCCCCAUCAUGAAAAAUUACCCAGAAUGCAGUUUGAUACCAGGUGCCAAAUCCAUGCUGUCUGUCUCCCUGCUCGUCGGCUGUCAAAGUGCUUUGUAACAAUAAAGUUUCUCUUGGAUUGAA
Molecule: messenger RNA, 6503 nt
Organism: Notolabrus celidotus (New Zealand spotty)
Lineage: Eukaryota; Metazoa; Chordata; Actinopteri; Labriformes; Labridae
Product: microtubule-associated protein tau-like
Exons: 11
Coding region: 134-2323 (729 amino acids)
Biological process (GO): neuron projection development; microtubule cytoskeleton organization
Cellular component (GO): neuron projection
Molecular function (GO): microtubule binding
Source: RefSeq, a predicted model, not a curated record